Molecule: messenger RNA, 1271 nt
Organism: Phytomonas sp. Hart1
Lineage: Eukaryota; Euglenozoa; Kinetoplastea; Trypanosomatida; Trypanosomatidae
Source: the annotation of a GenBank genome assembly
UCUUCUACUGUAUAGCAAACAAGAAAUUCAAGAGCUGCAAUGGUUUAGGGUUUUUACAAUAAAUGAUAUAUAUAUAUAUAUAUUUAAUUCAUAAAAUAAAUUUGGAUGAAAAUAAAGCACAAUUCUGGGUUAAUUAAUUCAUAGAUCAUUUUUAAAGAAAUACACACGAUAACGAAAGAAUCUGUAUGACUUUAGGCUAUUUUUCUCAUAUUUGUAUUUUGGUCAAUGGGGUUUCAUUCUUGUAUUGUGAUAAUAAGUGUUUUCGUUUUUUCCCUUUCCUUGACUCUGUACUCUUUAGAUGGGAAGAGUUUCGCGCAAGGUUUCACUUGCCUUUUUAUAACCAACAUCGCGCCUGAAGAUUUUCAGGAUGUAUGACAGGGUAAAUGGGAACGAGGUAAACAAAAUAUAUUAUCGUGUUAUGCACGAGUUUUUAACAUUCUCACGUCUGCUUUGAGCAGUGAAAUCUCUAAAAGAAUUAUUUAUUCCUUCUAAGAGCGAGUUUUGGACAAAGCCUUCUAGUGCCUCAGUUUAUACCAAUUAGUUUAUUAUGAAGCGAGGGGUAAAACAGCCUUUUUCAGGUCUUAUAACUCUGAUUUUAGCACGACCUAUUUCAAACCUUGGAAAUAAUAACAUCUUUGAAUUCUCUUCUUUCACACCGAGCUUCAUUAAUUCUGUUUAUGAAGAUCUCAAGAAACAAAAGCAGACUUCCUGUAUGGAUAUUGGGGGAACUUCAAAAAAAAAUGCUAGUACCGCAGAGCUUUCACACAUAGAAAGUCCGGAGGAUGAUGAAGCUUUCCGAAAGAAACUCGACAAUGAAAUAUACAAUAUCUUUUCUCGUAUUCCACUUCCCAGUGACCCUAUUAAAGUCGCCCUGGCUCACAAUGAGGACGAACUUAAUGAGAAAGCAGAGGCAGAACUGAUUAAGGAGGUUGUACGUGAAGCCUAUCUCCGCAAAAUGGAAGCAAAGAAAGCUGAGGAAUUGCGGCUUAAAUGGGCUGAGAAGCGGCUUGAUGAGAGCAAAUCUGCCAAAGAAUAUUUUAGAUGUAGAACCGAGAAUAGUGAGCAAACUUCUGAGUUGUCAUUUAUACAUCAGCAAACUACUGUUGAUCUGUCAGACACGUGUAGCGAUACGGAAUUAGCGGAUGAGUUGACUAUUCAGCGAAAUAUAGAUGAUAUGGAAGCAAAAAUCAGACUAUUGAAGAAUCGCUUAAAGAGUAGAAAGAGGGGUUAAUUCCAAAGGAAAUAUUAACAAAUUUCUGAGAUCCCUAAAA